Molecule: messenger RNA, 2085 nt
Organism: Monascus purpureus
Lineage: Eukaryota; Fungi; Ascomycota; Eurotiomycetes; Eurotiales; Aspergillaceae
Source: the annotation of a GenBank genome assembly
AUGAGUGGAAGCAGCUCUCCAGACUACAAAGCGCUUUUCCUCAAAGAGAGGGAACGCAACCGACCGACGACUUUCCCAGAGUUCAUCCAACAUUGCCACGAUCUCCUUUGGAGGCCACUCCGAGCCCAAACACCGUCUCGCUCAACGACAGGCAAAAUUCCCGCUCCUAUCGGAAAACACUGCCCCCUACGACUGCGUCCGUGGACUGACUGUGAGGAUAAACAGCGGGAAAUUUACGAAUCUGUUUGCCGUUACCUGCAGCCAGCAGGAGAAGAUGCACCACAGUUAUUCACGUCACUCGUUGCGUUGGAAGACCAUGGUCGACGAUUCGCACGUCGACCGAUUAGCAGCGAACAAGAUCUCGAGACCUACGAGCGACUCGCCGUCGAAGACCACGUGCACGACAUUGUCGCCGAGCUGUGCAAAAUACCAGAGGCUCGCGAAGAGUUCCGGUUAGGCAACGGAGUGUGGUUCGAUAAUCACGCCAAUGCUCUGGAGGAAGACGAUGAAGUCGAGCCAUCAAUCACAAAUCCUUCAAAGCCUGAUCAAUUUUGCAUCCAUCGGAUGGACGGUAACAGGAGUACCUUGCUCACCACGGUCGAAUACAAACCCCCACACAAGCUCUCCGCUGCGAACCUGCGGUUAGGCCUCCGACCGAUGGAAUUUUGGCGAGAAGUGGUCCAACCUGAUCAUGUUCCGACGGAGGAGCCAGAGAAGUCAAGAUAUCACGCCGAGCGGUUGGUCGGAUCAGCCAUCGUCCAAGAAUUUCAUGUGAUGAUUCAAGAGGGUCUGGAAUAUUCAUAUCUAACGAACGGUCUGAUGGACGUGCUGCUCUGGGUGCCCUACGAUGACCCAACUAUCGUUUAUUACGACCUGGGUGACCCCGGUAUAUACGGAAUGGCGGAUGCUGGAGGGCCUAGAAUUCCGAGGACUCGCAUUGAGAGGACGCUUUGCCUCUGUCUGAUGAGUUUUCGCACCUUCAUUCGUGAUCAGGCGUGGCGGAAUGCCGCAAAAGACAAUCUACCGAAAUGGCGCACGAGUUAUGAUAGCGAUCGCUCCCAGAUCGUAGUGGUGGAUUUACCACUGGACGAUGCUAGCUCCGAUUUUGCUAGUCCUGAGCAGACGACCUCGGAAUACCUCACAUCAUCGUCUCCCGUCACCGGGCCUCGAGUGACCACACGAGCGGCCGCUAGCUGCGCCCCACCAUCCGACCAACAUCCUCGAGGGGAUUCUUCUGAUUCUGAGGCUGAUCCUGCUGCGCCUGCUGGACGGAAGCGGAGGUUCAGCCUGAUCCCAUCGUCCCCUCCAACCCAACGGCCUGCACCCCGAGCAGAUCGCCAUGGGAACGAAAGCGGGCAAUCUCGCUCCCAUGAUGCUCCAUUUUGCACGCAAAGGUGCCUUCUCGGGCUACAGCAAGGCGGCCCGGUUGACCCUGCGUGCCCCAAUACGGGCCUACAUAUACUUGGCAGAAGGGAGGACCGCCAUCCGAUCAGCGCAGUUGACUUGGUGAAGAUGCUUAAGGCGCAGCUCGAUCAUGAUCUAGAUCAUAACUGCACUCCCAUGGGCCCUUAUGGGUCUUGUGGGAAGUCCGGCGUACCGUUCAAGAUUACAUGUUCCACCUUCGGAUAUACUGUUAUCGGGAAAGGGACGACUUCGAAACGCUGGCGUAUGGUCUCACGCGAAGCCGAGGCCUACGGGGUCCUCCAGCGUGCCCAAGGAUCGGCCGUUCCCGUCUUUCUCGGGGCAAUCAAUUUGGUCCCAACCUACUUCCUUCACGGCGCGGGAAGGAUCCGUCAUAUGCUUCUCAUGGGCUGGGGUGGCGAAAGCGUGGGCGAUACUCUUUCAGACAAGACCAUCCAGCGUGCAAUUUCUCGGUCGGUGAAGGAAAUCCGCCGUUUCGGCGUUGUCCAUCAGGAUCUCCGUCCGGACAACAUCUUGUGGAAUGCUGAGCUCCAGCGAGCUCUCAUCAUUGAUUUUCAUCUGUGCACCUUGGAUUAUCCACUGCUGGAUAGACGGCCAGGUGCACUUAAACGAUUACGGUGUGGUCGUGAAGAACGUCACUCAAAACGGGUGCGUGUGGUAUGA